AUCACCACCGUUGCCCCAACCUCCUCUUUCCGCGCGCGGGGGGUAAAUUGGACCCUACUGCCCCCUUCGUUACCGGAUUGGGACUAGUAUUGGAAAGACGUUGGGGAAUCCGUCACACUAUCCGUCAGCCGGGUUAGCGCUCGCCUAGAGCGGGUAUUGGUUGUGAGUGGGAAAGAACUUUUAAAACAAAACAAAAAACUUUAACGUUAAUAAAACAGUGGUAGUCCCUGAACUGCAGAUCAAUCGCAAAACCUAAUUAGCUGCUAGCUCGCCUGUAUGCUGGGAAUUUAUGGAAUCUAAUUUAUUUUAAAUGUCUUCAGUCUGUUACGCUACUGAGUGAACUGAAGCCAACCAUGGCGCAUAAUUAAGGCUUCCAUUACGGGAAAGUUGCGCCGUUGCAGGGUAGACUUGCAAAAUAUGUUUAUUCUCCAGUGUUUUUAAUCGAACCAACGAAUUGACUCAUCUGGUUCGAUGGCAAGCUGAAUUUGCUAAUUUAGCUAACUUCUAACAACCUUUUAGAUAACUUCUAACAGUGUUUUACUGUCUGAUUGUCUACUCAGCUAUACAGUGUCUAGGUGGUCGUAGCAGAUUGAGCCUUCGAAGGUUUCAAAAAUAAAUAUUUGCUGAUCAAGUUGUUGAUCAGGGUGGCUAAUAGUAGCCUAUAGCAAACUAGGUUGGUUUUGUUUAGAUUUUUGUAGUUGGAUUUUCAGAAAGUCGUAAUUUAUAUUAGCAAUUAACGUUAGGCUAUAGCUAUCUUUCGGUAGUUUAUGAGGCAAUCUGAAAGCUUCCAAUUUAGAUUAGCAAACAGUGUUGGAUUAACAGCCCUCAAAACGAAUAAAUGUCUCCAGCACUGGUUGUGUUUACCAGCUGCCAGAAUUCAUACCCGUUUCAGGAACGCCAUGUGUAUCUCAGAGAGCCCGUUAAGAUCGGGCGCGCCGUGGCACGAUCGCCACCGGCCAAAAACAACGCAAUCUUUGACUGCAAGGUGCUAUCGCGGAAUCACGCUCUCCUCUGGUUCGACCACAACUCCGGCAAGUUCUAUCUGCAGGACACAGGCAGCAGCAACGGCACCUUCAUCAACAGCACACGACUGAGCCACGCCCACCAGCACGGUCCCCCCUCCCAGAUUUUCACCGGUGACAUCAUCCAGUUUGGGGUGGACGUGACGGAGAGCAGCUGUAAUGUCACCCAUGGAUGCGUGGUGUCCUCAAUAUGCCUGUUUCUGCCCGACGGUGUGGAGGCUUCUCACCGUGCAGAGGAAGAUGCCACUCCGCCUGAAGCCAGUCCAGCGACAUCACCGCUUCCUGUGUGGAAGGUUGCAGAGAGCACACCCAGCGUGUAUUCCCUGGAACUGUUCCAGCUCUCCCAGUAUCUGAAGGAGGCCUUGCAGCGGGAACAGAUGUUGGAGCAGAAGUUGGUGACGCUGCAGUGGCUGCUGGGAAGGACACAGGAAGCCUCGGAGGCCAGUUUUCAGGCUGUAGUAGAUGAGGACCAACUUCUCUCCAGGUUAGAGGUCAUGGAAAACAUGCUGCAGGCAUUAUCUGGAAACCAGUGUGAGGGCAGGGUUCUGGAGCUGGCGGCCUAUCAGAGCACAGCCAAGGAGGCCCUGCGUCGCGUCCUGCGGGAGAAGGUGGAGGUGUGCCAGACCCUCAGUAAGGUGGAGCUGAGUCUGUCUAGCGCGCAGGACACCUGCUUACACCUGCAGCACCUGCGCGAGCGUGCCGAACAGGAGCUCACGGAGCUGGCCAGCAAGUACAGCAAGGCCGUCAGCAUCAUCCAGGGCCUGACCCACACCAUAAAGCUGGCAGAGAGCCAGCAAGAGAAGCAGCUGCAGAAGCACCUGCAGGAGAAGAUGGAGCUUCAGCUCCUCAUCCAAAGCCUGGAGGAGCAAGAGCAGGAGCCACAGACCAACAGCGACACCAAGGAGUGUCUUCAGUCUGUACAGGGUUGCUUGGAGCAGCACCAGCAUAAAAUCACAAAGAGCCACUUUUUGGCUUCUCCCUUCAGUGGACUCCUCCAGUGUCUCAUGGACGAAAAGACGCUCACGAAAGAAUGGUUUCUCCCACCCCCCUCGGAGUCUCUGAUGGAUGCUUCUGGCUGGACAGUGUCAGGCACACUGAGCUCGGUAGAAGACUGCACCAUGCACUCGACAGGCAGAAUGGAGGAGAAGAAAGACACUGAGGCUGUGAAUAACGUCACGCUGCUCACUGAGGAUUGUGGGAGUGGUGAGCUGCAGUCCAGAGAGGCGGAGCUUCAGUCCAGAGGGGUGGAGCUGCAGUCCAGAGAGGCGGAGCUUCAGUCCAGAGGGGUGGAGCUGCAGUCCAGAGAGGCGAAGCUGCAGUCUAGAGAGGCGGAGCUUCAUUCCAGAGAGGUGGAGCUUAGGUCCAGAGAGGCGGAGCUUCAGUCUGGAGAGGCGGAGCAUGUUGCCCGUCUGAACAGCCAGCUGCAUGAGGCACAGGACCAGGCUUCUAGCAGCCAGAGCAGAUGUGUGGAGCUCCAGGAUGUACUGGAAAAGGAGAGGAGAGAAGCCCAGCUCCAUUCCCAGGAAUCAGCCAAUCAGAUCCAGGCUCUGCAAGCCCAGGUGCAGAAGCUGCAGGAGGAGGUGCAGGUGUUGUGUGCGGAGCGGGCGUGCGUUGUGUCCCGUGCCCAGGAGGAGGUGCUGUUGCUGCAGGGUGCAGUGGAGGCCAGCGCCAGCGAGCGGAAGAAGGAGAGAACCGCGCUGCAGGAGAGUCUGGCUGCCGUUACCGCCGAGCUGGACAGGGGGCGCCGCAGAGCAGCCGAAUGCGAGCAGGAGAGCAGCAGCCUGAAGGCCCGUCUGCAGGAGCUCCAGCUGCAGUCUGCGCAGGCUGCGCAGCUGCAAGGUGAGCUGCAGAAGAACUGCUUCGUUCUGCAGACCGAGUGCGCAGCCCUGUGCUCUGAGAAGACUGCGCUUCAGGAAAAUAUGCAACACCUGGAGAAAGAGCUGCACAGCUCGCGGGACCAGGCUGCCCUGCUGGGCCGUAGUGUCAGUGCUCUGGAGCGCACACAGGGGGAGCUAGAGAGCAGACUGGCAGAGCAGCAGGAGCAGCGCCAGCAGGACCGGGCCCGACUGAAGGCCCAGUUAGACCAGGCAACCGCAAGAAUCAAGGGCCUUCAGAGAGAGUAUGAGGACACUCAGGUAGAGCUGGUUCAGGUGAAGCAGAGGUGCUCAGAGGUGGAGCAGGAGAAGCUGUCCCUGUCAGAGGAGCUGCACCAGUGCAAGGACAGCCUGAAACAACUGCAGGAGAGAUAUGAGGACACUCAGGUGGAGCUGGUUCAGGUGAAGCAGAGGUGCUCAGAGGUGGAGCAGGAGAAGCUGUCCCUGUCAGAGGAGCUGGACCAGUGCAAGGACAGCCUGAAACAACUGCAGGAGAGAGCCAGCCGACCCUCCCUGCAUCCUGUCCUGGCUAUGCUGGUGGGUGUGGUCCUGGCUGUCCUGUUCUGGGGGUACAGCUCCCUGUGGUAGUUGCAGAGUGGCUGGCUCUCCUGGGUCUCGGCGGUUGCGCUGAUGGUUGUCGGAGGUCUGCUGUACACCACCCUGCCUGAGAACUCCACCUGAUCCCAUGGAGCUCCGCCCCUUACCCGAAAAUCUCCCCCACUGACUUAGGAGCCCUGCCCACUUUCCAGCUGCUCCACCCCUAACCCACAAACCACCCCUGCCUACUGAGGAGGCCCCGCCCACUUUCCAGCUGCUCCACCCCUAACCCGCAAACCAUCCCCACCUACUGAGGAGGCCCCGCCCACUCUUCAGCAGCUCCACCCUUAACCCACAAACCACUCCACCUACUGAGGAGGCCCCACCCACUUUCCAGCAGCUCCACCCCUAACCCACAAACCACCCCACCUACUGAGGAGUCCCCGCCCAUUUUCCAGCAGCUCCAUCCCUAACCCACAAACCACCCCACCUACUGAGGAGGUCCCGCCCACUUUUCAGCAGCUCCACCCCUAACCCACAAACCACCCCACCUACUGAGGAGGCCCCGCCCACUCUCCAGCGGCUCCACCCCUAACCCACAAACCACCCCACCUACUGAGGAGGCCCCGCCCACUCUCCAGCAGCUCCACCCCUAACCCACAAACCACCCCCACCUACUGAGGAGGCCCCGCCCACUCUCCAGCAGCUCCACCCCUAACCCACAAACCACCCCCACCUACUGAGGAGGCCCCGCCCACUCUUCAGCAGCUCCACCCUUAACCCACAAACCACUCCACCUACUGAGGAGGCCCCACCCACUUUCCAGCAGCUCCACCCCUAACCCACAAACCACCCCACCUACUGAGGAGUCCCCGCCCAUUUUCCAGCAGCUCCACCCCUAACCCACAAACCACCCCACCUACUGAGGAGGUCCCGCCCACUUUUCAGCAGCUCCACCCCUAACCCACAAACCACCCCCACCUACUGAGGAGGCCCCGCCCACUCUCCAGCAGCUCCACCCCUAACCCACAAACCACCCCCACCUACUGAGGAGGCCCCGCCCACUCUCCAGCAACUGGCAGAGCCCCACCUUGUUUCCAGUCAGUGUUUUAGUGCCAGCGCAUAGAGAGGGAAUAAACCUACAGACUUACACUAUAGAUAAAAUAUUUGAUCUCCAAGUUAUUAUCCACUUUAUUUUUUAUAUAUGGCAGAAGCUUUAAGUGUUACUGCAGCCAAAAAUGGGAGAACAUUGAGGCUUUUCUGUUUUCUUUUUAUCUGUCACUGAUACUUGGGUAAUUUUGUACACAACCACUUAAAGGAAAAGGGAUUUUAGUUAAAGAAUAAUUACCAGGUAUACACAGAGUAUUUAAACUCAUGGGGCUUAUAGGUCCAAGUGCUUCCUGUGGAUAUUUGUAGCAUCCCUGACGAUGACCCCAGCCUUUGAAAGGAAAUUACAUUACACACACACACAUACACAUACAUGAAUGCGCACACACACACAUGCACACAAAUGGUUGUGUAGAAAUGCUGAAAGCUCAUGUUUGUUGUAGUUGCACGAGACCAGCAAGGACUAAGUACUCCACCAUUAGAAGGGCAAUUACAUUUUAACGUAUCCACUUAUGUCAGUUUUCAUGUUAUUGUGAUACUGAUCAUUCACAUUGGUCAUUCCUGUAUAUCUGUAUUAAAUCAAAUUCUAGGAGAACAUCAUCUGCUCAUCUAAGAAGAUAAUUACUGCUGCAAAGCUAUAGAACAUACAGAACAGAUUUUCAAAGGAUCCGUCUACUUGAAAGCCUUCAUUUUGUUCAUUUAUAUGGUAAAUAAAUAUAAACAUUCACUGGUCUGCAGAUUGAUUAUCCUUUCAGACCAGGCAAAUAUUUUGAAAUGUAGGAAUAACGUUCAAACAUAGUUUUGUGCAAAUGUGCUUCAGAAGCUGGUUUUGAGGGCUAAGUAGAUGAGUAAUUGCAGAUAGUUAGGGUUAGGGGUAGAGUUCGGGUUAGGGUUAGGGUUCGGGAUAGGGUUAGGUUUAGGCUUAGGGUUAGGGUUAGCGUUAGCGCUGAUUGAGUCGUAUGAAGCAGUGGCAGGCACCGUACCUGCACCUACAGGAGUCGUGUCCACGCAUCCUUCUGGAACAGUAACCUUCUGCAUUGUGCUUUUGUAAGUGAAUGGGUUUUAUAACCAGUGCUGUAAUGGUUUGUGGAUGGAGAGCAAACGGUCUGUCCUCUGUUUGUGGUUUUUAUGCUUUAUUUUGAGGAGAGAACAGAUUAUCUGCUCUACUUUUCAAAUAAAAAAGUUAAUUCACAAACUUCCA
Messenger RNA from Anguilla anguilla (European eel), 5741 nucleotides. Its product is annotated as sarcolemmal membrane-associated protein-like. Gene Ontology annotation, molecular function: protein binding. The record is from RefSeq and is a predicted model, not a curated record. Lineage: Eukaryota; Metazoa; Chordata; Actinopteri; Anguilliformes; Anguillidae. The transcript has 23 exons. Bases 839 to 3484 code for a protein of 881 amino acids.